Molecule: messenger RNA, 600 nt
Organism: Trichomonas vaginalis G3
Lineage: Eukaryota; Parabasalia; Trichomonadida; Trichomonadidae
Exons: 1
Coding region: 1-600 (199 amino acids)
Source: RefSeq, a predicted model, not a curated record
AUGACUGACGUUCCUCUUCCUGAACGCCUUCCAAAGCCAGAAGAACCGAAAGCUGCAGAACCGAAAGCUGCAGAACCACAACAGUCUCCUCAGCAACCUCAGUUCCAGCAAGUACCUCCGAUUUACUACCAAUUUCCACCUCAAGGUUACUACCCACCACAAGGCUUCCCGAACUACCCUCCUCAGCCUAUGCCUUACUUCCCCAACCCUUGGAUGUUCCAGCAAGCUCCACCCCAGCAAUUCCAAUCUCAAUCUCAAUCGAAGAGAGACCAAGACUUCGAAGAAGGUCUGAACCGUUUACGCAAAGAGUAUGCUACAGCUCCAAUGGAAGAAGACAGGCUCUCAGUCUCUUCCCUCAAAUCGACCAAUUCGACUCGUACCACAGAUUCGGUUCGUGACCGUGAAGACUACCUCAAGCAGUCUGAGAGACUCUUCAUCCUACAACCAUUUACAGUUGGAGCUCUCAAGAACAUGCGCAAUUACGAAGGUCAGACACCAGCUGGAGACCGCAAAACAGACAUACUCGCAAGAGCAGUCCAACUGGUCAAGACAAAGACCGAGAUAGUCGACUUCAUUCUUGCAGCUUGCCCAUACAAGUAA